Plasmodium cynomolgi strain B is the source of this 660-nucleotide messenger RNA. Its product is annotated as splicing component. Gene Ontology annotation, cellular component: precatalytic spliceosome. The record is from RefSeq and is a predicted model, not a curated record. The transcript is spliced from 2 exons. Lineage: Eukaryota; Apicomplexa; Aconoidasida; Haemosporida; Plasmodiidae. The annotation marks the transcript as partial.
GGAGGACUCCUGCAAACAAAAGGGCAUCCUCCUAAAUUACCCCCCUUAGAAGUAUAUAUAUAAUAUACAUGUAGUACCAAUGACACGCCGCAUAGAAUGAGGAACGCAGCAGCAUGCCAAUGGUUAAAAAUGCCGCCAUCAUCCUCCCCAUUUUGCUAACCCCUGGUUAAUCCUACCCCAUUUAGUAUACAAUUUCGCCAGCCCCCUUUUUUUGUUGCAUAUCUGACAAAGGUGCGCACGAUGUCGUGUGCUUCUAUCUAGGGGGACUACGUAGAGACAAACAACUCAGAUCCAAUGGCCAACCGAACGGACGUGAGCGCCAUCAAAAUCUUUGGCUCUAAUCCGCAGUACUUAAUAUCGAAUAUUAUACGGAGCAAAAUAUAUGAGAGCCCCUACUGGAAGGAGAAGUGCUUUGCCCUGACAUUGCUGAAAUUGCUACAAAUACAACCAGACAAAGAUAUAAUAUACGAGUAUAUAAAAAAUGAAGAAUUUAUUUAUUUAAGAGCUCUGGGCAUUUUCUACCUUAGACUGAUUGGAAAGAGCCUAGAAAUAUAUCGCUACUUAGAACCCAUUUUAUUUGAUUACAGAAAAUUGAGAAUCAGGUUGCAGAAUGGAACCUUCGAGAAAAUUUACAUGGAUGAAUUUGUGGACAACUGUUUA